Saimiri boliviensis boliviensis (Bolivian squirrel monkey) is the source of this 6412-nucleotide messenger RNA. It is a transcript of the gene COL4A2, whose product is annotated as collagen type IV alpha 2 chain. The record is from RefSeq and is a predicted model, not a curated record. Gene Ontology annotation, cellular component: collagen type IV trimer. Gene Ontology annotation, molecular function: extracellular matrix structural constituent conferring tensile strength. Gene Ontology annotation, biological process: extracellular matrix organization; collagen-activated tyrosine kinase receptor signaling pathway. Lineage: Eukaryota; Metazoa; Chordata; Mammalia; Primates; Cebidae.
UCGGAAGGCCGGGCUUCCAGCGCUGCGCACCGUCCCGGGUGCGGCGGCUCCAAGAGGAGACCUGAGCGCGGCGGGCCGAGCUCCCCAAUUUGUUGCCGCUGCCCCCUCCCCCUGGCGCUGCGCGGGCGGCGCCUCAAAGGGGAGGACCCUGCGGCGCGGGUAAGAGGCGGCGGGAGCGCGCAGCCAGGGAGUGUGGCCGCUGCGCGCCGGGACACCAGGGCUCCGCGCUCCGCACCCAGGGGCUCCGGCGUCCCAACACCCUGCGCCCGCGCUCUCGCCGAUCCAGGCCAAGGCUCCAGAAAGGCCGCCCGAGCCCCCGAAACCGGCGCCCAGGGAGCCCAGUGAGGGCGGCCGCGCUGCGGGUGUGCGCCGGCGGGUGCCUCUGCAAGGGCCAAUGCGCGCGGGCCGCAGCCCCUGAAGCCGAGCCCGAGGCUAAGCGGGACUGACCCGGGCCCAGAGCCGACUCACACCGCCAGCAUGGGGAGAAACCAGCUCGCGGCGGCCGGGCCUGCCCUACCGCGGUGGCUGCUGCUGGGGACCGUGACCGUGGGGUUCCUCUCCCAGAGCGUCUUGGCGGGUGUGAAGAAGUCUGACGUGCCGUGUGGCGGAAGAGAUUGCAGUGGGGGCUGCCAGUGCUUUCCUGAGAAAGGCGGACGCGGUCAGCCUGGGCCAGUGGGCCCCCAGGGGUACACCGGGCCACCAGGACUACAAGGAUUCCCGGGACUGCAGGGCCGCAAAGGAGACAAGGGUGAAAGAGGAGCCCCCGGAAUAACAGGACCCAAGGGAGACGUGGGAGCAAGAGGCGUUUCUGGAUUCCCUGGUGCCGAUGGAAUUCCUGGACACCCAGGGCAAGGUGGACCCAGGGGAAGGCCCGGCUACGAUGGCUGCAACGGAACCCAGGGAGACUCAGGUCCACAGGGGCCCCCCGGCUCUGAGGGGUUCACCGGGCCUCCCGGGCCCCAAGGACCCAAAGGGCAGAAAGGUGAGCCCUACGCACUGCCUAAAGAGGAGCGCGACAGAUACCGGGGUGAACCUGGAGAGCCUGGGUUGGUUGGUUUCCAGGGACCUCCCGGCCGCCCUGGGCCUGUGGGACAGAUGGGUCCAGUCGGAGCUCCAGGGAGACCAGGACCACCUGGACCCCCUGGACCAAAAGGACAGCAAGGCAACAGAGGACUUGGCUUCUACGGAGUUAAGGGUGAAAAGGGUGACGUAGGGCAGCCAGGACCCAACGGGAUUCCAUCAGAAACCCACCCCAUCGUCGCGCCCACAGGAGCCACCUACGACCGAGAACAGUACAAGGGUCAAAAAGGCGUCGAGGGGGAACCGGGAAUAAAAGGCAUUUCCUUGAAGGGAGAAGAAGGAAUCAUGGGCUUUCCUGGACCAAGGGGUUACCCUGGCUUGAGUGGUGAAAAGGGAUCGCCAGGACAGAAGGGAAGCCGAGGCCUGGAUGGUUAUCAAGGCUCUGAUGGGCCCCGGGGCCCCAAGGGAGAAACCGGAGACCCAGGACCCCCGGGCCUGCCUGCCUACUCCCCUCACCCUUCCCUAGCAAAAGGUGCCAGAGGUGACCCAGGAUUUCCAGGGGCCCGAGGGGAGCCAGGAAGCCAGGGUGAACCAGGAGACCCGGGCCCCCGAGGCCCACCUGGCAUCUCCAUUGGAGCUGAAGAUCUGGGGAGAGGCCUGCCGGGUGAGAUGGGACCCAAAGGCUUCAUCGGAGACCCCGGCAUCCCCGCACUCUACCCGGGCCCACCCGGACUUGACGGAAAACCGGGGCCUCCAGGACCCCCCGGGCUCCCUGGACCACCUGGACCUGAUGGCUUCCUGUUUGGCCUGAAAGGAGCAGAAGGAAGAGUGGGCUUCCCUGGGCUUUCUGGCUCCCCUGGAGCCCGCGGACAGAAGGGACGGAAAGGUGAUGCUGGGGACUGCAGAUGUGUAGAAGGCGACGAAGCUGUCAGAGGUCUUCCGGGACUGCCAGGACCGAAGGGCUUCCCAGGCAUCAACGGGGAGCCAGGGAGGAAAGGGGACAAAGGAGACCCUGGCCAGCAUGGCCUUCCUGGGUUCCCAGGGCUCAAGGGAGUCCCUGGCAAUGUUGGUGCUCCCGGGCCCAAAGGAGCAAAAGGAGAUUCCAGAACAAUCACAGCCAAAGGUGAGCGGGGACAGCCCGGCGUCCCAGGUGUCCCCGGGAUGAAAGGUGACGAUGGCAUCCCAGGCCGCGAGGGGCUCGAUGGAUUCCCCGGCCUCCCAGGCCCUCCCGGCGAUGGCAUCAAAGGCCCUCCAGGGGACCCGGGCUAUCCAGGAAUACCUGGAACGAAGGGUUCUCCAGGAGAAAUGGGUCCCCCAGGACUGGGCCUUCCCGGCCUCAAAGGCCAACGUGGUUUCCCUGGAGACAGCGGCUUACCUGGACCACCCGGCUUCCGAGGCCCCCCCGGCCCCCCAGGGACUCCAGGACAAACAGAUUGUGACCUAGAUGUGAGAAGGCCCAUUGCAGGUGACAGACAGGAGGCCAUCCAGCCAGGUUGCGCAGGAGGGCCCAAGGGAUUGCCAGGCCUACCAGGACCCCCAGGCCCCACAGGUGCCAAAGGCCUCCGAGGAACCCCAGGCUUCUCAGGAGCUGAUGGAGGACCAGGACCCAAAGGCUUGCCAGGAGACCCAGGUCGUGAAGGGUUCCCAGGACCCCCAGGGUUCAUAGGACCCCGAGGAUCCAAAGGUGCAGCGGGCCUCCCUGGCCCAGAUGGACUCCCAGGUCCUGUUGGCCUGCCAGGUCCAGACGGGCCCCCCGGGGACAAGGGCCUUCCUGGAGAAGUUCUGGGAGCCCAGCCUGGACCACGGGGAGAUGCUGGCGUGCCUGGACACCCUGGGCUGAAAGGCCUUCCUGGAGACAGAGGCUCCCCUGGAUUCAGAGGAAGCCAAGGGAUGCCUGGGAUGCCGGGGCUGAAGGGCCAGCUGGGCUUCCCGGGACCUUCCGGCCCGCCAGGCCUGUCUGGGCCUCCAGGACAGCAUGGAUUCCCAGGAGCUCCUGGCCCAGAGGGGCCUUUGGGGCUGCCAGGAACCCUGGGCCUUGAAGGUCUGCCUGGAGAUAGAGGGGAGCCCGGCGACAUAGGCGCUCCUGGCCCUGUGGGCAUGAAAGGUGUCUCUGGUGACAGAGGAGAUGCUGGCUUGGCGGGAGAGCGAGGCCAUCCAGGAAGCCCUGGGUUUAAAGGAAUUGAUGGAAUGCCUGGGGCCCCUGGGCUAAAAGGAGAAAGAGGCUCACCUGGCAUGGAUGGUUUCCAAGGCAUGCCUGGACUCAAAGGGAGACCCGGGUUUCCAGGGAGCAAAGGCGAGGCUGGAUUUUUCGGAAUACCCGGUCUGAAGGGUCUGGCUGGUGAGCCAGGUUUUAAAGGCAGCCGAGGGGACCCUGGGCCCCCAGGACCACCUCCCGUCAUCUUGCCGGGAAUGAAAGACCUCAAAGGAGACAAAGGAGACGUUGGGCCUAUGGGACUGAAAGGUUACCUGGGCGCAAAAGGCAUCCAAGGAAUGCCAGGCAUCCCGGGGCUGUCGGGAAUCCCUGGACUGCCUGGGAGGCCCGGCCACAUCAAAGGAGUCAAGGGAGACAUUGGAGCCCCCGGCAUCCCUGGUUUGCCAGGAUUCCCUGGAGUGGCCGGCCCCCCUGGAAUUAUAGGAUUCCCAGGAUUCACAGGAAUCCGGGGUGACAAAGGUGCCCCAGGGAGAACAGGCCUGUACGGUGAGGUUGGCCGGACCGGCGAUUUCGGUGAUAUCGGGGACACUAUAAAUUUGCCAGGAAGACCAGGCCUGAAGGGGGAGCAGGGCACGGCUGGAAUACCAGGUCUGAAGGGAUUCUUCGGAGAAAAGGGAACAGAAGGUGACAUUGGCUUCCCUGGGAUAACAGGCGUGACUGGAGUCCAAGGCCCUCCGGGACUUAAAGGACAAGCAGGCUUUCCAGGGCUGACGGGGCCACCAGGGCCUCAGGGAGAGCCGGGGCGGAUUGGACUGCCUGGUGGCAAAGGGGAUGAUGGCUGGCCGGGAGCUCCAGGCUUACCAGGUUUCCCUGGACCCCGCGGGAUCAGCGGCUUACACGGCUUGCCAGGCACCAAAGGCUUUCCGGGAUCCCCAGGUGCUGACAUCCACGGAGACCCAGGCUUCCCAGGUCCUCCUGGGGAGAGAGGUGACCGAGGAGAGGCUAACAUCCUGCCAGGCCCUGUGGGAGUCCCAGGACAGAAAGGAGAACAGGGAGCUCCAGGGCAACGAGGCCCACCUGGGAAUCCAGGACUUCAGGGGUUCCCUGGCAUCACGCCCCCUUCCAACAUCUCUGGGGCACCUGGUGACAAAGGGGCGCCAGGGAUAUUUGGCCUGAAAGGUUAUCGGGGCCCACCCGGGCCACCGGGAUCUGCUGCUCUUCCUGGAAGCAAAGGUGACACAGGGAACCCAGGAGCUCCGGGAACCCCAGGGACCAAAGGAUGGGUCGGGGACCCUGGGCCCCAGGGCAGGCCCGGCGUGCUCGGUCUCCCGGGAGAAAAAGGGCCCAGGGGUGAACAAGGCUUCAUGGGGAACCCUGGACCCCCCGGACCUGUGGGUGACAGAGGCCCCAAGGGACCCAAGGGAGACCCAGGAUUCCCUGGUGCCCCCGGCAUCGUGGGAGCCCCCGGGAUUGCAGGAAUCCCCCAGAGGAUUGCUACCCAACCAGGGACAGUAGGUCCCCAGGGGAGGCGAGGCCCUCCUGGGGCACCCGGGGAGAUGGGGCCCCAGGGCCCCCCCGGAGAACCAGGUUUCCGUGGGGCUCCAGGGAAAGCCGGGCCCCAGGGAAGAGGCGGCGUGUCUGCUGUUCCCGGCUUCCGGGGAGAGGAAGGGCCCAUAGGCCACCAGGGGCCGGUUGGCCAAGAAGGAGUGCCAGGCCGUCCAGGGAGCCCAGGCCUGCCCGGCAUGCCAGGCCGCAGCGUCAGCAUCGGCUACCUCCUGGUGAAGCACAGCCAGACGGACCAGGAGCCCAUGUGCCCUGUGGGCAUGAACAAGCUCUGGAGCGGGUACAGCCUGCUGUACUUUGAGGGCCAGGAGAAAGCGCACAACCAGGACCUGGGGCUGGCGGGCUCCUGCCUGGCGAGGUUCAGCACCAUGCCCUUUCUCUACUGCAACCCUGGGGACGUCUGCUACUAUGCCAGCCGGAACGACAAGUCCUACUGGCUCUCCACCACCGCCCCGCUGCCCAUGAUGCCCGUGGCCGAAGACGAGAUCAAGCCCUACAUCAGCCGCUGCUCUGUGUGCGAGGCCCCGGCCGUCGCCAUUGCUGUCCACAGCCAAGAUGUCUCCAUCCCCCACUGCCCAGCUGGGUGGCGGAGUUUGUGGAUCGGAUAUUCCUUCCUCAUGCACACAGCAGCGGGAGAUGAAGGCGGUGGCCAGUCACUGGUGUCACCGGGCAGCUGUCUGGAGGACUUCCGCGCCACGCCAUUCAUCGAGUGCAAUGGAGGCCGCGGCACCUGCCACUACUACGCCAACAAGUACAGCUUCUGGCUGACCACCAUCCCUGAGCAGAGCUUCCAGGGCUCGCCCUCGGCCGACACACUCAAGGCCGGCCUCAUCCGCACGCACAUCAGCCGCUGCCAGGUGUGCAUGAAGAACCUGUGAGCCGGCGUGCCAGCACGGGCCGUAUUGGUGCUUAUUCUUAACUCAUUACCUCAGGUGCCUACCCAAAAAUUGAUUUUAUUUUUUUUUUCUUUAAAAAAAAAGUCUACCAAAGGAAUUUGCACCCAGCACCAGCACUUACAGCUGCCAGCCACUGUCAUCCAGCAGGUGCAGGCACUCGGGAUCUCUGCCCAUAGAAACCCCGGGGCAGCCCUGGCCCCAUCACCCCUGCUAGAUGUCCCUGGAGGCACAGCUAACCACUUCGUGCACACUCAUGUAGCCACUGCACUUUCAAACGCCACAGACAACUCACAUUGUUCAGCUCACCUCCCGGGGUGGUGUGGACAAGACAGUAGCACACAGGCGGCCAGUGUGGCCCCAGGCCCGAGGGCCUCAGGCGCCCGGCCCCACGUGAGGGUCCUGCGGGUGGGCCUGGCCCUGCUUGCUACGCCAACGUUAUGCCAGCUCUGUGUUCUCCCAAAUACGGUUGAUAUGAAUUACCUUAGAGGCAAAACUGCUCUUUAUUUUAAAAAACACGAUGAUCACACUGCAGCCGGUCAGCCUUUUCCACAGCCCUGUAGACCACUGGGGUUGGCAGAACAGGAGGAAGUGGAGACCUUUCUAGGCGUCAUUGUCAGCCCUGCUACUGGAAGGUACACACCAUAGGUCGGAAGUGAUGUCCCCACUGCCCCAUCUUGUCCCUGAGAUUAACCCCUCCACUGCUGAAGGUGAGCUGUGCUCUUCUAACUAUUCCUUCCUCUGUAACAACCACAAAAUAAAACUUGGUCUUGAAUAUUUUUAA